UAUCACUAACUUUGUAGUUUCUCCAUAGAACAGCAAAGUUACGCGCUGUGCGGUUUAGAGGUGUGUCUUUACAAAGGAGAUGAUUUUUUUAUGUAUUUAAAACAAAAAGACGCGAUGGUAGAAGCUGCUGUGUCCUGUCACUGAAGCUGAAUAGUUGUGCAGUUUUGUAUUGACUGAAAAGGACAAAAGGCCCGGAUGGAGAUGAUCUUUCACUUUGGCAAAAACAUCAGUAACAUCUAAAUGUGCGGAUGCCAUGUCCAGUCAGGCCAUCAGCCCUGUGCCCUGGACUGUGCUGGGGCUGCUGGUCACUCUGGGUCAGUGUCUGGGUCAAACUCAGUGGUCAGGCUGUGACAAUGGAAAAGUUUUACUGGACACAGACCUCCCCAAAGACACAGCGCACUGGACUUGUCCUACUCCACUGUGGACACAGGCACAGGGACUUUACGGUGUGGACACAGUGUAUGAUCCAGAGCCUGCCACAUGGACCUGCAUGGACCAGAGGAUUAUUUACAACCUCCCCAUCCCCAACAGUGGAGCGUUCAGACCAGUGAGUGCAGAGAGCGGAGAGUAUCUGUACUGUCCUCCUCAGAGAUGGAUCAACAACCUGCACCGUGGAGCCACAGUGUUGUUGUACCAUCCCUGCUCUUCUCUCCACGAGCGUCGGCUUCUGUCUGCUCUGGCUCGGUCCUGUAUCGAUGAUUAUAUCCUCACACCGCACAAGAACCUGGACAAAAACAGACCCUUUGCGUUGGCGUCCUGGGGUCGGACGUUGGAGGUGUCCACUCUGGUGUCUUCACAAAUAUGUGACUGGCUCAAUGGCACGAGCUCAAACAAACCUGAGGCUGCAGAGCGGAGACGUGAGAAACACUACAACCUUCUGUUGACCAGAUCAGAGGAUCAGGACCAGCUCCGAGGGAAGAAGGGGUCUCUGAUGCAGUGCUGUGAACAAACCAUCUCAUCCCAACUGGAAGAAAUGAACAAGACACAACUACAUUUAAACAUGAAAACUGAACUUAUCGAUCUGAGCAGAGACAGAGUGAAAAGAGCAGCUGUGCGGACGACCACGGAUUUUCCAAAAGUUACAAACGACCAGACGAGCGGCGUUAUCCACCAGCUUCAAAGCGUCGCAUCACCAAAUGGGGAUGAAAGCGGCACAAAGGACGCUCUGUCCCCGUCCACAAGCCUCAAAGAAAAUCACAUCCACAAAAAGUUUAGGUCAAAUACAUCAAGGAUCAGUAAUGUUUCUGUGAUACAAACACAAGCACAAAUACACUCUGUGGAUUCAAACGACAAGACUGACUUUAAUCACAAAAACAAAGGUACGGAUAAAGCUGCUGCAAAGUCAAAACUCAACGAAGUAAUAGAUUUAAAAGAAAGAGAAAUAGAAAAGAUGAACAAUGAUGUAAAAUCUCCACAAAGUGAAUCAAAAGGCGUUGAUUCUGCGUCACAAACUCAGGCAGACGCGCCCAAAAGUGAAGACUGUCAGUGUAAAACAAACCCAGAGUGUGAGUGUGACCCGGGACACAGAGGUCAGAGCGCAGGGCUGAACUUUCAGAGGACGCCCCGCACAGAGGAGGGCGUGUGGGCCGCGGGGGCGCUGGGCUUCCUCCUGGUCCUCCUGACCCUGUCCAUCCUCCACACACGACUCUACAGACAGUGCAGAAGAGGGACGAGUCUGUACUGGCACGACCCUCAGCAGGACUACGACAGCGUGGCAGAUGUGAUCCACCACAGGCUGCGACUCUCCAAAAGGAGGCGCAAAAGAGGCAGAAAAAAGGAGUGUGUUUUACUGCCGAGCUCGUCCAGUUCAGAGGAAUAUCCAUAAAACUGCAGUUUGGAACAACAGGACAUUUUUUAUUGUUUUUCCACUUUCACUCCUCAGUGUUUUACAUAUUUUACCUCUCACUGUUAAGAUUAUUCCUGUGUUCUGUACUGGGACAGUGUUUUUAUAGAUGGUACAAUAAGAAGCUGCAUAAUGAAGUUUUUAAAUGUUUUAUGAUGUAGUUGUGUGAAAAAUACAGUUUGUUGCUGUUAUAAGCGACAAACUGUAGAAGUCAGUGCCAGUUAAAGGUACAGAAGUAGAAGUUUUUAGAUUUUUGUGUAAAAAUAAGAACAUUGAAGUAAGCGAUCGGGGUUUGGGGAAUGUUUCUGUUAUAAAUAAGAACACUGUGUAAGUCAAGUAUUUUUUUAUCCAAGAACAUAAUUUAACUUUACCCAGUGCUCUGAUCAUUUGAGACGUGUUGUGUGUUUCACUUAGACGUCGGCCGAUACAUUGGGCUGAUAUUUGCUCUUUUUAGUGGAUUUCGACUUAAAAUUUUCAGCACAGGGCGAUAUUUGGUUGAGCUUAAAGAACAUGCAGAAUAUUUGAACACUUUAGUGCAAAGACACAACUGAAAACAUGACUCCAGCUCCUGUAGAUUUGUGCUAAAGUUCUGUGGGUGAGUUUGAGGUCAAUUUAAAUCACAUAAUUUGGAAAAAAACCAACCAAAAUCUGCCCAAAAAUAUCAGCUGUUGCUUUUUAAACCAUCAGCCAUGAUAAAAAACAAACACUUCAAUCGAUCUCUAAUCUCACUGCAUAAAAAUGUAAAUGUAUUGAAGGACAAACGAGCUGACCUCAUCUAACUGUGGGAAUUAUGUCGAUGCCUGUGAUUGGCUGUAGGAGCCGUGUGCAUCUGUAUCAUCCAAUAAAAACCUGAAGAAUGAGUCUGCAUGAGUUUAAUUUGAGACACAGUGAGAACAAACUCCACAGAAACAGCACAAAUCAAACUCCAGACUGAACUCUGUAUGUGGCAUGUAAAAGUGUCUACUGUCCCUAGUCCUUGUCAAUUUUAGUGCAAAUUUGCAGCUUUGUGGUCAAAAAUGUGUAAAAAUGAAUUUCUCCCGGGUCCAGUGGCCGCUCCCUGAUCCUGGUGUUUCUGAUACAAACACCUGCAGGGGCGGAGUUUAAAGUGUGGACACCUGUCAGUCUGAUCACGCUGCUCCUUACACGUCGCCUUCUCUUUUCUUUAGUUUUCCAGGUACUGCCCACUUCUUCUAUUUGAAACGUUUCGUGCGACGUUUCGGUGUUUACUCCCACUUGACCUGAACGUCCUGCGAAGAACGACAAACUCAAAAGGACAAUUAAUUAUUGUUUUAUUAUUUUAUUACAAAUGUACAGCUUAUGAGUUUACAUUACGAUUUGACCUUGUAAGUCAGUCAUUGUUUUCUCUACUUUUAUACAUUAUCUUCUGUUAAAAGAUCUCUCCCAAAGUGUUGAAACAUGCCAGUAAAACAGGCCACAAUGCACCGCCAGUGGCUCCGCUUCGACCGGC
This is a messenger RNA of Periophthalmus magnuspinnatus, 3311 nucleotides long. RefSeq names its product tumor protein p53 inducible protein 13 (gene tp53i13). The record is from RefSeq and is a predicted model, not a curated record. The transcript is spliced from 9 exons. Gene Ontology annotation, cellular component: cytoplasm. Lineage: Eukaryota; Metazoa; Chordata; Actinopteri; Gobiiformes; Gobiidae. The coding region runs from base 254 to 1825 and encodes 523 amino acids.